AUGAGUCAACUCUGGUCGUGCUACAUUGCAGACAAUGUCGAGCGCUUUCGACGCCUGCUCGCCCUGACGGGCCACAGUGCCCAGGCAGCUGCUGUUUGGAACGCGAAUGCAGGCGCCGCCAGCGGCGGCGGCAGCGCCGGAGGAGGUGGUGGCGGCCCUAGUGGCUCCGGGGAUGCCGGAAGCAGCCCCCACGGGACGUCGCCAAGGGCUCCUGCCGGCAAACCACGCAAAGCGUCCGGCUUCGGUGCGGGUUUUGGUCCGGCCAAGGCUGGGGCCGGUGGUGGAGGCACCAUUGGCAAGGCUGAAAUCAACAGCCGGGACCAUGCCGGCUUGACUCUCCUCCUUCGUGCUGCCGCAUCUACUUCCGAAACCGGCAUUCUUUUCGUCGAAGCGCUUCUCGAACACCCCGCGAUCGACAUCUACGUACAAGACCCAGAAAGCGGCUGGAAUGCGCUGCACCGCGCCCUCUAUGCCGGCAACAUUUCCAUCGCACGGCUGCUCCUCCUGAAGGAGCGCAAGGACAUUGCUGGCCAGACCCUGGGUGCGCCCGUGGGCCGUAUCGGACAGUUGAUCAAGACCAAGGACCACGAGGGCAAUAGUCCCUUUGACUUGUACAACUCGAUCAUCGGCGAACGGCGCCUCGCCGCCCUGGACAACACGGCAGCACCUGACGGCGACGACUCCGACGACGAUGAUCACGCUAUCCAACAAAAUCACCCCACUGGCUGUGCCAACCUUCAGGCACUCGUCGACGGCGAAGACCUCUUCUUUUUUGGCAGCAACAAGAACUUGACCCUCGGAAUGGGCGAUGGUGACGACCGCCAGUUCCCGGAGCGCGUGUACCUCAAGCGACCGGAUCACCUGGUCCGCCGUUUCUACGAGGAGCAUCUCGAAGAAACCAAGCAGCUCGACCCAACCGACAUUUCGCCGUCACCGACCGACGGCAUCGACAACAUACCCGCUCUGAUCCAAGGCCGCCCCCUUUUGAUCCACGACGUGGUCUUGUCCAAGUUGCACAGUGCUAUCUUGACCGCAGACCCGGUGUCGAACCUCUACAUGUGCGGCAUUGGCCGCGGCGGCCGUCUGGGCCUCGGCGACGAAAACACCCGCUUCUCCUUCGAGCCCGUCCAGGGUCCGCUCACCGACCGGAAGAUUGUCCAGGUCGCCCUGGGCCAGAACCACAGCAUGGCCGUUACCGACAACGGCGAGCUCUGGACUUGGGGUGCCAACACCUUCUCGCAGCUCGGCUACGCCCUGCCGCCCUCGCCCAAGCGCGAUCAAGACCCCAUGACAGCCACCCCGCGGCAAGUGUUUGGGCCUCUUCGGAAAGAGGCCAUCCUGGGCGUGGCUGCGUCUGCCCUGCACUCCGUGGCUCACACGGGAUCGUCACUCUACUGCUGGGGCAAAAACGUCGGCCAGCUUGCACUGAUGGAUGCAGACUCGCGCUCGCUCGACGUACAGACCGUUCCGCGUAAAGUGGCCGCCUCCCUCUUCUCGUCGCCCAUCGUCUCCGUAUCGGCCAUCGACAAGGCCACGACGUGUCUCCUCGCGAACCACACCGUCUGCGUCUUCACGAGCUACGGCUAUAAGAUUGUCAAGUUUCCCUUUACAGAGACCUUCGGCCAUCGUCUUGGCAACUUCAACAUGUCCUCGCGCUACGAUGCUGGCCGCAACCAGAUCAACUACAUUGCCUCCGGUGGGGAGACGAUUGCCGCCGUCACAAGCCGUGGUGAUCUCUUCACUAUGAGCCUGACCAACCUGGCCGAGAGCAGCCAGUCGGCUACGUCGACCACCAACCCUUCCAAAAUCCGCGACGCCCUGACGACGCCGCAAUGCAUCUGGAAUGCCCACAAAGAUGGUGUGCGGUCUGUGGACGUGGGCGAGCAAGGCUCUGUCAUCAUAUGCUCGCACUCCGGCGCUGUGUGGCGCCGUAUCAAGCGUGCCAAGGCCAAGGAUGCGCAUGUCAGCGGUGGCGGUGCCAUCAAGAACCAGAAGAAGAAGGACUACAAGUUCCAGCGAGUGCCCUACAUCACAAACGUGACCACCGUGCGCAGCUCCGCCUUUGGUGCCUUUGCGGCCAUCCGGCGCGACUCGGACGUCAUCAAAGAGCAGAUUGGCGUCGAGGAGCAGUCGCUGUGGGAGGACGUCCGCCCGCUCAUGGCCAUCAGCGACUUUACAUCAACGGAGCCGGACACAAAGGACGCUGACAAGCUCAAAUUCUGGGACGCCACCUCCCUCCAGGAGCGCCUUGGCCCUGUGGCCUACCAGAUCCUGCGCGCCAUCGACCUCGAGCGCGACCUGACGGACCAUCUCGCCAACUGGGAAUUUGAACAUCGAGGCUCGCCUGCCCCGGGCGUUCUGGUCUGCACCUCCCAGUCGCCGGAGAUUCGGAUCCCCGUGCACAGCUGGAUCGUCUCUGCGCGCAGCAGUGUUUUGCGCGAUGCACUGGCGCAGUGCCGGCACGGCGACGGCACGUUUGAGCUUGCCGAGGUGCUGUCCAUCCAGACAAAGCAGACCGACGGCGGGGACAGUGUUGCUGUCAUCACCUUCCAGGGCCUGGACUUGCUCAGUCUGCUGAACCUUGUUUUAUACAUGUACGAGGACAAGGUCAUCCCGGUGUGGAACUAUGCACGCCAGGCGCAGCCGCUGGCGCAUCGCUACCGCCACGUCCGGACGGAGGUCAUGAAGGCGGCGACGCGCCUGAACAUGCUUCAGCUUGAAGCUGCCGUGCGCAUCCAGACGGAACCAAAACAGACAAUGCACGACGACUUCCGGGUAGCCAUGCAGGACAGCCGCUUCUUUGAAGAUGGUGAUGCCAUUUUGGAACUGAACGGCGCCGAGUUGCCUGUGCACAGUGUGUUCCUGUGCCAACGCUGUCCUUGGUUCGAGGGUCUCUUCCACGGCCGCUCUGGUGGUCAAUGGUUGGCCAAUCGCCGCCAGACGUCCACCCAGUCCGUGACGAAGAGCAAGAUCAGGCUAGACCUGAAGCACAUGGACCCCAAGGCUUUCCAGUUUGUUCUUCAGUACCUGUAUGCCGACGUGGGCCCCGAGCUGUUUGACGGCCUGGUAUCACCGGACCUCGAGGCCUUUUUUGAUGCCGUGCUCGACGUCUUGAGUAUUGCCAACGAGCUGAUGCUCGACCGCCUGUCCCAGAUCUGCCAGCUGGUCAUUGGCCAGUUUGCUACGACACGCAACAUUUCGCACCUGCUCAACACCGUUAGCGUCUGUGUUGUCAGCGAGUUCAAAGAUGCGGCUCUCGAAUACAUUUGUCUGCAGAUGGAGACGAUGCUGGAGAACCACUUGUUGGACGACCUCGAUGAAGAGCUGCUCCAGGACCUGGACGCCGUCGUCCGCGACAACCAACUGGCGCAAAUGCCCUUUGCACGAAGUGGCCGUGCCAUGGCCGAUCUCCUGCACAAGUAUCCCGAGCUGGCCCAGGACAUGGACGAGGAGCGGCAGCGCCGGGUGCGCGAAAUGGCAUUCAAGGCGGCACACCGCGACGACGACCGCCGAACGCUUUCGUCCUCCUUCAAGGGCCGUGCUGGCAGUGUGGACGACAGCAGCAGCGGCAGCCUGUUCAUGCCGGCCGCUUCGCCGAGCGCCGAGCGCGCAAGACGAAAGUCUCGGACGAACAAAAACGAGCAGCCGAUGAGCCCUGUCUUGCGGCCCAAGGCGUCGCAUGCUGACCUCAUGUUUAGCAUGGAAGAGGACGAAGCGACGGGCGGCGCCCUGGCAGGGACGCGACCGGGCAGCCGCAGCGGUCCGGCUGUGGUGAGGACCGACGACGGCCCUGACGAUGGGACGGCGCCAGUCUCUCUGCGGGACGAAAGCGGUUUUGGUGUCUCGCCGUCCCAUUCGCGGCCUGCGGUUAACGCCAAUAUCGCUGGCUCGUCGCCCGUCUCAAGCUUCGCACCGCCAACAACACCUGCACGCCGCCCAGGUGUUCUUACAAAACGUGGUGCAGCUCCGCCUGCACCCGCACCGGCCCCAGCGACAAUGACGCCCAAAACGCCAGCAGAAACCGGCGCCAAGCCGUGGGGCUCGCCAGCGGCGACACCGCCGACAGAGCGGCUGAAUAUACGCUCGAUCCUGACGGAGACGGUUUCGGCGCCCUUCAUCGACCCCCGGAAAUCUGCACUGUCGGCCGGUCUCAAAGAACAGCGACCCGGUCUUGAUGAUGCGCCGGCUGUUUCGUUGCCGAGAAUUGCGGCGCCCAAGAUGUCACAAAAGGAGCGAAAGAAGCAGCAACAACAGCAGCAGCUCCUACAACAAACCCAGUCUCUUGCCAAGAGCCUACCAAAGGCCCCGGCCUGGGACAAGAGCGCAGUCCAAUCAUCGCCCUCGGCAGCGGGCCCGGCCAAGCAGCCCGCGACCACGCAUCUUGCGCCGCCGCCGUCUACGUCUCCCCUGGCCACGUCUGGCACCAGCACUCCGUCCGGAUCCGGCGACCCUGCACUGGGAUCGCUGCCCAAGCCACGCGGCAAGAAGCCUCUGCAUCACAGCCCCCGGACCGCCUCGCCAGACACGCGCUUCGCCGGCCAGCCGCGGCCGAGCGCGACCGGCUCAUCGUCAUCAAAGCCAGCCAAUGCUGCACCGCUCGCACCGCACUCCAAAGUGUACAUCAAGCCGGCGCCCAAGGCCGAGCCUGUGCUGGGCCUGACCAUGGCAGACAUCUUUUUGCAGCAACAGCUCGAGCAGGAAACGAUGAAGGAGGCGGUGGCCAAGCGCAGCUUGCAGGAGAUUCAGCAGGAGCAGGCGUUCCAGGAGUGGUGGGACCAGGAGAGCCAGCGGACGCAGGAGGAGGAGACACGGCGUCAGCAGUCACGCGGCAAAAGUGGUUCAAGUGGUGGUGGCCGGAGUGAAGGGGGGCGUGGCCGUGAGGGACGGAGGGGUGCCAAAGCAGCCGAUGCUCGCCAGAACACCAGUGCGGCAGCGUCGACGUCGUCUCGCAAGCACAGGCCAUCGACGACCAACAAAGCAGCGACUCGAGGGGAAGGGACAGGGGGUGGAGGUGGCGGCGGUGGAGGUCGCAACCAACGCGGGGGCCGUGGUGGUGGGGAUGGCCUCGGCCAGCACCAUGCGGAAGCUGCUGCCGGUGGAGAAGGCGGAUCUUCUCGACGACGGGGUGGUGGUGGUGGACGAGGCGGCAAGGCAUAG
Messenger RNA from Sporothrix brasiliensis 5110, 5157 nucleotides. Its product is annotated as BTB/POZ domain-containing protein. The record is from RefSeq and is a predicted model, not a curated record. Bases 1 to 5157 code for a protein of 1718 amino acids. Gene Ontology annotation, molecular function: protein binding. The transcript has a single exon. Lineage: Eukaryota; Fungi; Ascomycota; Sordariomycetes; Ophiostomatales; Ophiostomataceae.